This is a messenger RNA of Fundulus heteroclitus (mummichog), 1427 nucleotides long. RefSeq lists its product as uncharacterized. The coding region runs from base 143 to 1321 and encodes 392 amino acids. NCBI's taxonomy places the organism in Eukaryota, Metazoa, Chordata, Actinopteri, Cyprinodontiformes, Fundulidae. The transcript is spliced from 2 exons. The record is from RefSeq and is a predicted model, not a curated record.
GGAAUACGCCAGAGUCUGCGGUGCUCACUUUGUCACAGGCAAACCUGCAGCACUCUUCGACUGUGAUAACCCAGACUGGGCACCGAGCCUUCUCCUAGGCCAUUCGAAGGUGAAACCAGCUUCAGACCUGACAGCAUCCCGGAUGGAGCGUGUGCAGCAGAGGGCUCAUAAAAGGAAGCUAUAUGAUGCUGCUGAGAGCCUUAUCUCUCUCGGCAAGUCAUUCAAGCCUAACAAGGACUUAGAAAUAUCAGGUGUGGAGCCACUACCCGAUACAGAUGAGACUCUGACGGCAGAACCGAACACUGUGGCCUGCCAAACGGAUAUAUCCAUGUCGCUCAUCGAUGACAUGCAGUCAGAACUGAAUAGACUGACACAGGAAAAUAUGGAAUUGCGGAUUAAGGUUGAGGAAUCUACUGUUUGUCAGAGGACUUUUGAAAAUGAUGAUGGCAAAGUUAAGUUUUACACUGGCUUGCCAUCAUUUACUGUUCUGAUGUUAUUGUUCAAUUAUAUUUCAGAUGAGUUAAUCUGUGGACCCAGUAGCUGUCUCAACAAAUUCCAGCAAAUGGUUCUUGCUCUAAUGAGGCUUCGUCUAAACUUAUCUGUUCAGGAUAUUGCUUACCGUUUUAAUGUGUCCUGCCCUACUGUAUCUCGCACCUUCAGUCAUGUCAUAAAUGUCAUGUACCACAAUAUUGGAUUUCUUGUGAAAUGGCCGUCCAGGGAGGCAUUGUUUGAAAGCACUCCAAUGGAGUUUCGGAAACAGUAUGGUGUGCGUGUGAGUGCAAUUAUAGAUUGUUUUGAAGUAUUUACUGAUAGACCAACAGGUUUAAUGGCUCAAGCACAGACUUGGUCAAACUACAAGCAUCAUAACACUGUGAAAUUUUUAAUUGCCAUAUGUCCAAUGGGUUCAGUCAGUUUUAUUUCGGAAGCAUGGGGUGGGCGUACCAGUGACAAAGCCAUUGCAGAAAAAUCUGGGUUCUUAAGUCACAUUUUACCAGGAGACAUCAUCCUGGCUGACCGUGGCUUUGACAUAAAAGAUUCGGUCGGCUUAUUACAGGCCGAAGUAAAGAUUCCUGCCUUCAUGAAAGGAAAGAAACAACUGUCUAUGUGUGAGGUCAUAGAAACUCGGAAAAUAGCUCAUUUACGCAUACAUGUAGAGCGGGUAAUAGGGGGCAUUAGGCAGCGAUACAAUAUGGUGGGUGGGCCUGUACCUCUAGACUAUGUGCAAGUUAGAGAUCAGAAUAACUUGACAUUAUUAGACAAAAUUGCAAAAGUAGCAUGUUCUUUAUUCAAUCUUUCGGAUGGAAUUGUGUCAUUCGAUUAGAAAUGCAGGGAUUGUGGUAUCCAUGUCACACCGUGUAUUUGUCAUUGGAAAUGUAAAUAAAUACAUUAAAGACUCCAUACCCUAUUUUCUUCAUUUUCUUAGUUUA